Molecule: messenger RNA, 252 nt
Organism: Balaenoptera musculus (blue whale)
Lineage: Eukaryota; Metazoa; Chordata; Mammalia; Artiodactyla; Balaenopteridae
Exons: 1
Coding region: 1-252 (83 amino acids)
Source: RefSeq, a predicted model, not a curated record
AUGCUGCUGGAGGGGCUGGCACUUCUCUUGAACCCAAAUGCAGGGGGAGCAAGGAAGCAAUUAUUAAGCUGUAGACAUUGGCAGGGAGACAGGCCUCAGAUGGAUUUCAACUGCAAACCUCAUUCGCCGCCUGGGCUGCUCAUUACCCAAGGCCUAGAUCCCAGGCUGAUGUUGGAUCCGAGGGCCUGGAACAUUAGCGAAUUGCUUUCUUCGGGUUAUGUCUAUAGCCAGGCUGAGGCCUGGUGUGGGUGA